Molecule: messenger RNA, 1891 nt
Organism: Paralichthys olivaceus (Japanese flounder)
Lineage: Eukaryota; Metazoa; Chordata; Actinopteri; Pleuronectiformes; Paralichthyidae
Source: RefSeq, a predicted model, not a curated record
GUGACACAGCUGUCAGUGCUGCUGGAGACCACGUGGUGUGUGUGAGCCGAUCAGCUGACUCCGCCGGGGGAGGAGGAGGAGGAGGAGGAAGAGGAGAGAGAAGAUGGAAGGGAACCGAGACGAGGCAGAGAGGUGUUUAAAUAUCGCGACCUCAGCCCUGGAAGCUGGAGACAAGGAGCAGGCGGUGAAGUUCCUGAACAAAGCGCAGCGGCUGUUCCCGACCGACAGAGCCAAAGCUUUGUUGGAUGCAUUAACGAAGAAUGGGAGCUCUGCGGGUAAUGGCGCAUACAGAAGGAGACCAACAGAAAGCUCGGACAGCACCGGCGCCCGACCAGACAGGGAAAGCCAAGAAUCUGGAGGAGGUGAUUCGGCUAAAGGCUUCACCAAAGACCAGGUGGAAGGUGUGCAAAGCUGGCAUCAAUCAGAGUCAAGUGCACACACCUUCACCAACGGCAGAACGAGCUACAGCCAUCAGACAGAUCACCGACAAGAGAGAACAGAAGAAAGAGGAGAUGGUGGUUUCUCAAUGAUUAUCCAGUUGAUGCCCAUUGUGGUCCUGAUAUUAGUGUCGAUACUGAGCCAGAUGAUGGUUUCCCCCCCACCUUACAGCCUCUACUCUAGACCGUCCACGGGUCAGACCUUAAAGCGACAGACAGAAAACCUGCACGUCGACUACUAUGUCAGUAAAGAUUUCAAGUCUGAGUUUAAAGGCUCGGCGCUGCAGCAGAUCGAGAAAAAUGUGGAGGAGGAUUAUGUAGCUAAUGUCAGAAAUAACUGUUGGAAGGAGCGACAGACAAAAACAGACCUGCUGUACGCUGCCAAGGUGUACAGGGAUGACCGCAUGCGCAAGAAGGCAGAGCACCAGACCAUGGAUAACUGCAAGGAGCUGGACAGACUAAAUAACCUAUUCAGAGGAGGAUGAGCUGGACGCUUUUAGCUCAUACAAAUGUAUAUGAAUAGAUGUGUAUGUUCAUGUUUUUUAAGGAAGAGUCUUUACACUAGGAGCAAAAUCUUAAUAUAAUUUAGCUCUAAUGUCAGAAAUUUAAAAAUUGUCGAUCUCCUCAAAUCCUCCACCAACUACGCUUCUUCAUCACUCCAGCCUGACCCCAGGAAUCGCCUUGUUACGCCUUGUUAUGAGCCAGUCUACACACACACACACACACACACACACUGUAGAACACUUCUGACCAUAUACUUUUGUUUACGCACCGUUUUCUCGUGUUUUCCUGGAAACAAGGACAAGGACUCUUGAUUGUGUAAAGGCAUGAGCUUUGAGUAGUGACUCAUAAGAAAAUCACUGUCUUUAAGAUCAACCAACAGCUUUCAUCAUCAUCUGUGUGACAUAAAUAUAUGAUUGGAGAUUUUGUAGGUUCGUCAGCUGGUGUUGAUCCCCAGAAAAAAUCCACUUUUGAAGAACUCAGAAACAGAAGAAAGUAAAGAACACUGAAUGCAUCUUUUAGCUUCUUUAAUUCAAGGUGCGGAUGAAGAUCACUGGAUCAUGAGGAGCUAUGUAUGAUUUUUGCCACUUGAGAACUUUUUUAUGUUGACUGCUUGACAAUGUGAAGAUGGUUGGGACCUAACACAGAAGGACACAGAAACUUCUUCAUAAAUGGUUGUAUAUUUUCAUUUUGGAAUGUUUGAAAUGUAUGCAGUUAUUUAAGUAACUAUAGAAGAAAAGGGUUUUUCUUUAAUGCUCGCCUAACCAUUUAAAUAAAGUAAAAUUAUUACCAUAGACUGGAUGUAUUUGUUUCUCUGAUUCAGAUGUAAAAGCCUCAGUUCAUCUUUUCUCACUUGGAGUUUAUCAAGUGGUGAAAAAUUGCAUCAUGAGAUUUUUGUGACAGUGGACUGGUAUGUUUCUAUACUACAAAAUAAAGCUGCAAUGACAAGUCGA